Aspergillus caelatus is the source of this 768-nucleotide messenger RNA. RefSeq lists its product as uncharacterized. Lineage: Eukaryota; Fungi; Ascomycota; Eurotiomycetes; Eurotiales; Aspergillaceae. The transcript has 3 exons. Bases 1 to 642 code for a protein of 213 amino acids. The record is from RefSeq and is a predicted model, not a curated record.
AUGAAGUUAACCAAGACUCUCAUUGCGUUAUCCAACUUUUAUACAAUGACUGCUGGUCUUGUUGCUGCUCCUCUUGAUGGAUACAAUAUUAUGAUUCCUGAAUGGGAGGUUGAGAUCUCUCUUGGAAGAUCUACUGUGCGCCUAAAUGGCACAAUCCAGGAAGUCCAUGAGGCACUUCUCAAGCUGAAUCCCAGCUGGAAUGAGCAUUAUAUGAAGGAAAUGCCACAGGAGAGCUCAGAGGUUACUCAGCCUGCCGACAGCUUCACUCUGGAGAAACGCGCCGACUUCAGCAAUGACAAAUAUCUCUGCCGUGGUAGGUGGGCAGAAUGCAGUGCGUCCGCUGCUAGCAAUGGUGUGCAUUAUUUAAGGUUCGUACAAGGUUGGCCUACAAAUGGGCCUGGACCAGGGAACUGUGGCCGAGUGAGUUGUUCUUAUAAGUCUGCGAUCAGGUGGUGCAAUGACAAUGCCAGCGCAAAAAGGCUCGGGGGCUUUAACGACAUCGCUGAUGGUGCCCAAUACAUCCUCGACAAGUGCACGCGAAAUCGUUGGUCCGGCUGGCAAUACGGGGAGUUUGCUUCUGGUCAGGCCUUCCAUAAGGACAAUUGGAAUGUUAUUGUUAGAUAUGACGAUAAUAGCUGCUAAGGCAAUAGCUUCGAUAUAGGCUACGAUGCCAAGCGAAGUAGGGAGCGAGAAGGACAUAUCUCAUCGAUGGUUUGGCUUGGUAGCAGUGGCGAGUACUGCUCGGGCGGUUUUAUAAAUCGACUAUCA